This is a messenger RNA of Ctenopharyngodon idella (grass carp), 3092 nucleotides long. Its product is annotated as NACHT, LRR and PYD domains-containing protein 3-like. The record is from RefSeq and is a predicted model, not a curated record. Gene Ontology annotation, molecular function: protein binding. The coding region runs from base 141 to 2891 and encodes 916 amino acids. The transcript is spliced from 5 exons. NCBI's taxonomy places the organism in Eukaryota, Metazoa, Chordata, Actinopteri, Cypriniformes, Xenocyprididae.
AACAAAAAAAAAAAAACAUUUUCUGGGUUUUUUUGUGUGUGUGUCUUAUUUCAUCUCACUGUUUCUGCAGACUGAAAAGAGAUGAUGAGAUCAGAUCAGUGACACACCAUCUGACCCAUCUAAUUAAUCAGAAAAGAUGCAUGGGAAAACACUGUCACAAAACCAGCAUGAAGAACAAGUAUGAGAUCUUAUUUGAGGGAAUCAAACUAAAAGAGAAUCAAACCUUCCUGAACAGGAUCUACACACAGCUCUACAUCAUAGAGGGAGAGAGUAAAGGGGUGAAUGAAGAACAUGAGGUUUUACAGAUGGAGAAAACAGCCAGAACACAAGACACUCCAGUCUACUGCAAUGACAUCUUUAAACCCUUACAUCAACCAGGAUGUGAGGAGAAAGACAAAAUCAAGACUGUUCUUACUAAAGGCAUCGCUGGAAUCGGAAAAACCGUCUCUGUGCAGAAGUUCAUUUUGGACUGGACAGAGGGAAAAGCCAAUCAGGAUGUAGAUUUCAUGUUUGUGCUUCCAUUUCGUGAGCUGAACUUGAUUAAAGAUCACCAGUACAGUCUUCAUAGACUUCUGCUGGACUUUCAUCCUGAACUUCAAGAUUUGGACUCCAAGAUUUAUGAGGAGUGUAAAGUUGUCUUCAUCUUUGAUGGCUUGGAUGAAAGCAGAAUGACACAAAUGUUUUCAGAUGAUGAGAAGGUUUGUGAUGUGAAUGAGUCUUCAUCAGUGGGUGUGUUGAUGUCAAACCUCAUCAGAGGAGAGUUGCUUCCCUCUGCUCUCAUCUGGAUCACCUCCAGACCAGCAGCAGCCAAUCAGAUCCCCUCAAAAUACAUCAACCGUGUGACAGAAAUUCAGGGAUUCAGUGAACCUCAGAAGGAGGAAUAUUUCAGGAAGAGAAUCAGUGACGAGCAUCAAGCCAGCAAAAUCAUCUCGCACAUUAGAAGAUCAAGAAGCCUCCACAUCAUGUGUCACAUACCCGUCUUCUGCUGGAUCUCAGCCACUGUGCUUCAAAACCUCCUGAAAGAAGAUCUGAGUGCAGAAAUCCCUCAAACUCUGACUGAAAUGUACAUCCACUUCCUGCUGACUCAGAUCAACACGAGGAAUCAGAAGUAUGAUGAGAGAGAUCCAGAGAAACUCCUGAAGUCCAACAGAGACGUGAUUGUGAAACUUGUUGAACUGGCUUUCAAACAGCUGAUGAAGGGCAAUGUGAUGUUCUAUGAGGAGGACCUGAUUGAGAGCAGCAUAGACGUCACUGAUGCAUCAGUGUAUUCUGGGAUUUGCACUGAGAUCUUUAAGGAGCAAUCUGUGAUUCAUCAGAGGAAAGUCUAUUGCUUCAUUCAUCUUAGCUUUCAGGAGUUUCUAGCUGCUUUAUAUCCGUUUUACUGCCAUGUAUUUAAAAACAUGAAGUCAUUGAAUUUCUUUCUGGAUAUGUGGUCCAGGUUCAAUGAAAUCUCUCUGUAUGAUCUCCUAAAAGCAGCAGUUGAUAAGUCCUUACAGAGUGAAAAUGGACACCUGGAUCUUUUCCUGCGGUUCCUGCUGGGGAUCUCACUGGAGUCCAAUCAGAGACUCUUACAGGAUCUGCUGACACACACAGAGAACAGCUCAGAGACCAUCAAGAGAAUCACACAGUACAUUAAAAAGAAAAUUAAGGGUAAUUAUGAAUGUCUCUCAGCUGACAGAUGCAUCAAUCUGUUCCUCUGUCUGCUAGAAGUGAAGGAUCAGACUCUUUACAGAGAGAUUCAGGAGUUUGUGAAAUCAAAGAAACACUCAGUGAAUCGACUCUCUCCGUCUUACUGCUCAACAGUUGCCUAUAUGCUUCAGAUAUCAGAAGAGGCGCUGGAUGAGUUUGCUCUGAAAAAAUACAACACAUCAGAUGAGGGUAGAAUGAGACUGAUACCAGCUGUGGUGAACUGCAGAAAAGCUUUACUUGCUGACUGUAAUCUCACUGAUCAGUGCUGUAAAAGUUUGUCUUUAUGUCUACAACCAUCCAACUCCUAUCUGAGAGAGCUGGACCUGAGUCACAAUGACCUGCAGGAUUCAGGAGUGAAGCUGCUCUCUGAUGGACUGAAGAGUUCACAUUGUCAACUCAACAAACUGAGAUUAUCUGGCUGUAUGGUGACAGAGGAAGGCUGUUGUUAUCUGGCUUCAGCUCUGAGUUCAAACCCCUCACACCUGAGAGAGCUGGAUCUGAGCUACAAUCACCCAGGACAAUCAUUAGUCAAGCUGCUCUCUGAUCCAAACUACAGACUGCACAAACUCAAUGUGGAUCAUGGAGGAGAGAUCAGAAUUACAGCAGGACCACAGAAAUAUGCAUGUGAUCUCACGCUGAAUUUAAACACAGCAAACACUCAUCUCACUCUGUCUGAGAGGAACAGAAAGGUGACACGUGUGGAGGAGAAGCAGCCAUAUCCUGAUCAUUCAGAGAGAUUUGACCAUCCUCAGGUUCUGUGUAGAGAGAGUCUGACUGGACACUGUUACUGGGAGGUUGAAUGGAGCGGGUGGGUUAAUAUAUCAGUGACGUAUAAAGGAAUCAGCAGGAAAGGAUGGAGUAAUGACUGUGUGUUUGGAUACAAUGAAAAGUCCUGGAGUCUGAACUGUAUUAACAGUUUCUCUGUCAGACACAAUAAGAAGAUCACAGAAAUAUCUGUCCCUUCAUUCUCUAACAGAGUAGGAGUGUUUCUGAACUGGUCGGCCGGUACUCUGUCCUUCUACAGCGUCUCUGACACACACACACUUACACACUUACACACAUUCAACUGCACAUUCACUGAACCCCUCUAUGCUGGGUUUGGGGUUGAUUUUGGUAGUUCAGUGUCUCUGUGUGAGAUUAAACAGCUUCCUGUGAGAAACAAUUGGGAGACACAGUUGAGUGAAAGAAACACACUCACAUGAUCAGGUUAAAUCAUUCCUUGACCAAUUUCAGUUUGCAUAUGUGGGAUUACAAAUUUAAGAAUCUGUUUAAGAUCUGCUGAUCCUACAUCCUGACAUAACAUCACAUGAAAUACUAAGGUGAAGUGCAUUGUUUAACAUUCUAAGGAGAUAAAGUCUUGCAGCCCAGGUGUCUGAGACAUUAACCUUUUGUCUUUAUGCACA